Messenger RNA from Branchiostoma floridae (Florida lancelet), 942 nucleotides. RefSeq lists its product as uncharacterized. Lineage: Eukaryota; Metazoa; Chordata; Leptocardii; Amphioxiformes; Branchiostomatidae. The transcript is spliced from 6 exons. Bases 1 to 942 code for a protein of 313 amino acids. The record is from RefSeq and is a predicted model, not a curated record.
AUGGUAAAAAACGUCUACAAAGACGCCUGCAGCGUCAAGUUGAACGUUUCCUGCAACGACGGUGCCUCCACUGACUACGAGGAGGCUUGCUGGGUCUCCACAUCGGGAGUUUCGGCAGGGGAGAGGGCUCACCCCGAAACGGGAACCUCGGGCCUGCCAGGAAAGCCAGGUUGGUCCAGUUCUCAGACUAACGACAACCGUAAAGCAGGGUACGCCCCGGGAGCCGGUGUGAGCUCGAGGAGGUCUGGUCGGUCCCGAGUCUGGACCAGCGCCGUGCUGAAGGCCGUCGCCGUGGGGAACUUCGUUCUGAUCUUCUGUCUCACGGGCACAGCUAUCUUUCUAGCUCUGGAGGUGUCGGAUCUACAAAUGUCUGACCAGAAAACGGCCUACGAGCUGUCGGGCUUGAGGCUGUCCCUCAUCAAGCGUUAUCAUGAGCUGUCCGACCUGAAGCUGGCAUUCCACCGACUCGACAGGAAGGCAGCUGAGUUCCAGGAAAACAUCCCCCGAUGGAUGCAACAGACAGGGGCUGUGCCGGCAAGGCUCGUCAAAACUGAGGAAGCUCUGUGCGAUGCUGCAGCCAGCGUGGCACAGCGGAACGACUCUGGGCUUGAGGAGGAGUCGCUGGAGGACGACAUGAUGAACCCACAAGACAAACCGGAGGAGGGGAACGCCACGACCCCACUAGCACUGCCGGUAGCAGUGACCUGCCCGAACGGUUACAAAAACUAUCGCGAAGUCUGCUACAAAGUCUUUGCCACCAAGAAGGCGUUCUACGAGGCGGCCAAGACCUGCCAGGCCGACGGAGGCACCCUCGCCAUGCCCCGAGACGCCGAGAUCGACGCCUUCCUGAUCUCCCUGAAGAACAACGCAACACAGGAUCAGGGAGCCUGGUUCGGCUUACAUGAUGAGGGAAAAGGAGGGUUUGCAGAAAAGCCUGGCUAG